AUGGAGUCGUGUUGUUUACAAAGGAUAUCCAAAAAGAACUAAUUUAGAAGAUUUAAAAAAUAAUUAGGAUAAGCAAUGAAUUAUUUGGAAUUGAAAUAAAAUUUAUAUAAUCAAAAGGAAGAUAAUGUAAAUAAAAAAUAAAUUUCAAUAACGAAAGUAUAAUAUUCAGAGUUAAAAAAAAAUCAAACUUUGUAUAUUGCUUUAUCAAAUGAAAAAUUAGAAGGAUUAAUAAAGAUUACCUUAGAAAAAGUAAUUAAAUGGAAAAAUAAUAAUCAAGGUCUGAUUGUUUAUAGAUAAUUACUCUAAUCUUCAUAUGAUUUUAAACUUGAAGAAGAAAUAAAAAUAAAUGAUUUUCUUGAAAUAUUUUGGAACAAUAUUCCUAAUAAUUUAAAAAUUGUAUUACAAGCUCAAAGUGCAAAAGGAUUUUUUAAAAUAUGA
Paramecium sonneborni is the source of this 438-nucleotide messenger RNA. Lineage: Eukaryota; Ciliophora; Oligohymenophorea; Peniculida; Parameciidae. The record is from the annotation of a GenBank genome assembly.